AGGGCCGGGACAUUCCGGGAAACGGCGGCGCUGCGAGCAGCGAGGAUGGCGCGGGGGGUGCUGGCGCUCGGCUUGCUGGCGCUGCUGGCGCUGCUCGGCCUGGGGGCGGCCGCUGAGGCGCCGAAGGUCGAAGUCUACGCCCGUUCCCGUGCCGAGGAGGGAAAGCAGAACACCCUGCACUGCUUCGUCACCGGCUUUCACCCACCCAAGAUUGACAUCGAGCUCCUGAAGAACGGGGAGCCCAUUUCCGGCGUCAUGUACGGGGACUUGUCCUUCAACGAGAAGUGGCAGUUCCAGCGCCUGGUCUAUGUGCCCUUCACCCCCACAAGGGGUGACACCUUCGCUUGCAGGGUGGCGCAUUCCACUAUGACGGAGCCACGGAUUUACCGAUGGGAACCAGACUUCUGAGCCGUGUCUGGGAUAAUCCAUGGUGCUGUGUGCCAUGCUGGUCUGAGAAAAUCUGCUUGCAAGUCAAAGUCUUCUCAAGCUUCUGUCCAUUCUUCAUCAUAUCCACAAGAAUGAUCAACUUCCAUUCAGAAAUUCACUAAUAAGCCUUGUUAAAUCUCACUUAGCCACAGCGUCAAGGGAGCUCUGCAGGCUUUUUGAGCAUGUAGCUAUAAAUGCCCACAUUACUGCUUAAAAAACAAUGGUAGCUCUUCACUGCUCCAAAUUUUGCAGGAUGUUUAUACUUUAAUAAACUGCUAGUCCUUAACAUGUUUCUUCAGAGUAAUUUGACAGGCCAAGCUGAUUUUACAGGCUCUGAUGGGUUGUGGGCAGAUACGUAGCCUUGGGGGCAUGAUGGUCAGUUGUGCUUUUUUAUCCCACUGAGAAGAUGCAAGAGCGCUUUUCCAUCAAUAAAAAGAAAAUUAAAGACUU
Corvus hawaiiensis (hawaiian crow) is the source of this 876-nucleotide messenger RNA. It is a transcript of the gene B2M, whose product is annotated as beta-2-microglobulin. Gene Ontology annotation, biological process: antigen processing and presentation of exogenous peptide antigen via MHC class II; immunoglobulin production involved in immunoglobulin-mediated immune response; peptide antigen assembly with MHC class II protein complex. The transcript has 4 exons. Gene Ontology annotation, molecular function: MHC class II protein complex binding. Gene Ontology annotation, cellular component: MHC class II protein complex. The coding region runs from base 46 to 408 and encodes 120 amino acids. The record is from RefSeq and is a predicted model, not a curated record. Lineage: Eukaryota; Metazoa; Chordata; Aves; Passeriformes; Corvidae.